Messenger RNA from Trifolium pratense (red clover), 1189 nucleotides. RefSeq lists its product as uncharacterized. Bases 407 to 814 code for a protein of 135 amino acids. Lineage: Eukaryota; Viridiplantae; Streptophyta; Magnoliopsida; Fabales; Fabaceae. The record is from RefSeq and is a predicted model, not a curated record. The transcript has 5 exons.
CAAAACAAACGGCACAUUAACAAUCUUACGCUAGUUUGUGAAAAGAAAAUAAAAACUCGUUCUUUUUCUUUCUUCUUCAAGAAAACAAGAAACAAAGAAACACGCACACAUUGUGGCGUUGGGUGGGUUGUUCAAAGAUCAAGAAACUGCUAUGCUCAAUCUGUGCCGAUAAUCUCUUAUGUUUGCUACGGCAAUGGAUGAAAAGAAAUACAAUCCUUAAAUUUGUAAAAGAGCAAUCUCCCGUCACAUUUGCAAUUGCUGCAGAAGAUGUUCAUGUCUCAGAUUGCCCUGUCUUUGUUAUAUCGGGUUCUUACGAGGGUAUCUCAGCGAAGGACAUGUGGCAUGAAAUUAUGAUGCAACAUGAAAUGCUUACCAGUCUGGACUAAAGGACGAUAAACAUUCUGAUAUGGUUGAUAUUCCAUUAUUUACUACUGACGAUGACAUUCCAGAUUCUGGUUUGGGCCAAGCUAAUGCUGGUGGACAACAGUUUUCAGAUAAUCUAACCCUGCUGAGUGUUGAUGACAUUUUGGGUUCAGUUUUGGAGACAACAAAUCAUGUAGGAAGGAUUUCUGUUUCAACACCUUGUAACAUGCCAUAUAAAGAAAUGGCGUGUCAUUAUGAAAACCUCCUAUCGGGUAAACAACAGAAGAUUUUCACGUUCACGAGUACCCAUUCAUUAUAUGGAACGCCGUUCAGGAUUCCUGCUCCAGAGUACAACAACAAUAAGGACGAAUCCACAAAUUCUAAUGUUCAACAGAGUUUUCCUUUGCAUUUGAAUUGCAGAGUGGAAAUACAUUCUUGGACUCAAACAUAAGCUCUACAUCACCUGGAACAUUGCCCGAGACUGGUCUAAGGCUUUGUGCCACAGAAUAUCAGCACCAAGCUUCCUUCUUUCAACUGCCAGCGUCACACCCAUAAGCAUUCUAUAACACAAGUACUUAUAAUUUCCUCUCUGUCAUUUUCUUUCCUACAUAUUUGCUCUAUCUGAUUUAUAAUCGAACCUUGUUGGGAACAACCAGGCUUCUUGAUUUUUCAGAAACCUUUAAUCUUCGAAAAAACUGAACCUGCAAAUUUUGUAAGGGAUUGGAUUUCUUGAUACCCAAAAAAUGUUGGAUAAAUUACUUAAUGACUCUAGUCCCUGAAUGUGAAAAAGCUAGUUGUUGCCUUAAUUGCUACUCAAACAAUUGUC